Trifolium pratense (red clover) is the source of this 564-nucleotide messenger RNA. Its product is annotated as stress-response A/B barrel domain-containing protein HS1-like. The record is from RefSeq and is a predicted model, not a curated record. Gene Ontology annotation, biological process: pollen tube adhesion. The transcript is spliced from 2 exons. NCBI's taxonomy places the organism in Eukaryota, Viridiplantae, Streptophyta, Magnoliopsida, Fabales, Fabaceae. Bases 131 to 460 code for a protein of 109 amino acids.
AAAUCACACAAUCAUAAAACUCAGACGUUAAAAUUGCAAUUAAGCUUUUAUUUUAUCUAGACAAAAUAGCAGUAGUUUACAAAGUGGGAAAACAGAGAAGGGCCAGCAACAACAUUACAAGAAGAAAGAAAUGGCGGAAGCAAAGGGAAUAGUGAAACACAUAGUCCUUGCAAAGUUCAAAGAUGAAUUCUCUGAACAACAAAUCGAAGAACAAAUCAAGGGCUAUGCCAAUCUCGUCAAUCUCAUCCCACAGAUGAAAUCAUUACACUGGGGCAAGGAUAUAAGUGCUGAAAACCUGCACCAAGGUUUUACUCAUGUAUUUGAAUCAACCUUUGAGAGUGUGGAAGCCAUUGCAGAGUAUGUAGCUCAUCCUGCCCAUGUUGAGUAUGCAAAUUUGUUCCUUUCUUCGUUGGAGAAAGUAAUUGUAAUCGACUAUAAGCCCACAAUCGUUAACCUUUGAUUGCUUUGGUUUUGUAAUGUCUCUUUGACUAUUACUAUUUCUGUUGAGAAUAAACAAUUGGAAUUGAGUUCCUCUUAUAAUAAAUGGCUUUUGGAUUGUGUGUA